Molecule: messenger RNA, 1326 nt
Organism: Carica papaya (papaya)
Lineage: Eukaryota; Viridiplantae; Streptophyta; Magnoliopsida; Brassicales; Caricaceae
Product: GDSL esterase/lipase At5g18430-like
Molecular function (GO): hydrolase activity, acting on ester bonds
Source: RefSeq, a predicted model, not a curated record
AACCAACUAAGAUAUAUAGAAUACACACACACACACACACACAUAUAUAUAUAUCAUACGUAAUAGUUAGUGGAGUUUUGGGCAUCUGGGUAUUAUUCCAAUGGGUGGAAUUUCAGUUAUUAGUAAUUUAUUAUAUGUAAUUUUAUUAUUUAUUUUACUGGGUACUGAUGAUCAUAUGGUUAAAAUUGAAUGUAGAGCUUUCUUUGUGUUUGGAGACUCGCUGGUUGAUAAUGGCAAUAACAAUUACUUAUUAACAACUGCUCGUGCUGAUUCUCCACCUUAUGGCAUUGAUUAUCCCACACAUCAACCCACAGGCCGCUUCUCUAAUGGCUUCAACAUUCCUGAUUUUAUCAGUGAGGCAAUCGGGUCAGAACCCACCUUGCCAUAUUUGAGUCCAGAGCUCAAUGGAGAAAAGCUGCUUGUUGGAGCCAAUUUUGCUUCUGCUGGAAUUGGAAUACUCGACGAUACCGGUAUUCAAUUUAUAAAUAUUAUAAGAAUGUACGAGCAACUGCAAUAUUUCCAGCAAUACCAGCAGCGAGUGAGUGGCUUAAUCGGAGCAGACCAGGCUCAACAACUCGUAAAUGAAGCACUCGUCCUCGUUACUGUUGGUGGCAAUGAUUUCGUAAAUAAUUACUACUUGGUUCCAUUCUCUGCUAGAUCUCAGCAAUAUUCUCUUCCUGAUUAUGUCAAACUUCUCAUCUCCGAGUAUAAGAAAAUUUUAAUGAGGCUAUAUGAUCUCGGAGCACGACGGGUUAUGGUGACCGGGACAGGACCUAUGGGCUGCGUUCCGGCAGAAUUGGCAAUGCGAAACACGAAUGGCGGGUGUUCAGCCGAAUUACAACGAGCUGCAAGGUUGUAUAACCCACAGCUUGUUCAAAUGCUUCAGAGUCUCAACAGUAAAUAUGGUUCUGAUAUCUUCAUUGCUGCCAAUACCCAAGAAACACACAAUAAUUUCAUCACUAGUCCUGAAGCUUACGGAUUUGAAACAUCAGAGGUAGCAUGCUGUGGACAAGGACCUUAUAAUGGAAUCGGACUCUGCACUGUCGCGUCAAACCUGUGCCCGAACCGGGAUGUGUAUGCAUUUUGGGACCCGUUUCAUCCAUCUGAGAGGGCUAAUGGGUUUAUAGUUAAGCAGAUAUUGACCGGGUCAACCAAGUACAUGGAUCCAAUGAAUCUCAGCACCAUUAUGGCCUUGGAUCUCAAGCUUACUGAUUAAUUAAUUAGUUAAGUAAUUGCAUUUCCAUUAUGAUAAUAAGUGUUUAUAUGUGUAAUCAUUCAUGUUCUUGUUUAAUUAAUGGAAUCAGAAGCUGAGAAAUUUGAUUUGUA